Molecule: messenger RNA, 518 nt
Organism: Cariama cristata (Red-legged seriema)
Lineage: Eukaryota; Metazoa; Chordata; Aves; Cariamiformes; Cariamidae
Product: transcription activator BRG1-like
Exons: 3
Biological process (GO): positive regulation of transcription by RNA polymerase II
Cellular component (GO): nucleus
Molecular function (GO): DNA binding; histone binding; ATP-dependent activity, acting on DNA
Source: RefSeq, a predicted model, not a curated record
GACCUGCCGGCGCAAGACCCAGCAUCGGGCAGCAGAACGAAGUGCGCGUUCUCCGGCUCUGCACCGUCAACAGCGUGGAGGAGAAGAUCCUUGCCGCCGCCAAAUACAAGCUGAAUGUUGAUCAGAAGGUUAUCCAAGCCGGCAUGUUUGACCAGAAAUCCUCGAGCCACGAACGAAGAGCCUUCCUCCAGGCUAUCUUGGAGCACGAGGAGCAGGACGAGGAAGAAGACGAAGUUCCCGACGACGAAACGGUCAACCAGAUGAUUGCGCGGCACGAAGAGGAGUUUGACCUUUUCAUGCGCAUGGACCUGGACCGCAGGCGGGAGGAGGCGCGAAACCCCAAGCGCAAACCGCGCCUGAUGGAGGAAGAUGAGCUGCCGUCUUGGAUCAUCAAGGAUGAUGCCGAGGUGGAGAGGUUGACGUGUGAGGAGGAGGAGGAAAAGAUGUUUGGGCGAGGCUCGCGGCACCGUAAGGAGGUGGACUACAGCGACUCGCUGACGGAAAAGCAGUGGCUCAAG